AGAGAAUGGCCAAAAAAACAAUCUGGGUAUGAGUUUCCUCCUGGAAAUGGUCCUGAUCAGUAAGACAAGAAAGGUACAGAAAUAACAGCCAUACCACAAAAGCUGCACUCCACAUGAUUGUUUACGGUCUGGUGACAAGAUGAGUUUCAUUCAAAUGAGCAGAAUAUUUCUCCGACUGCCGGCUUUCAGGGAAAAAAUGUUUCAGCGAAACUCCAACUGCAGAUCCUGUUUGUCGGGAACAGUAAACAGCCAAGCAGACGAUAAAUUGUUCACAAAGUGUUCCCCAGCAGGAAGAUAUCAGGCAGUGACUGCGCAAAACAACGAACUCAAGGUGGAAAUUCAGCGACGGCGGUUUUCAAAACGACAGAAAAUGGCUCACAGUGAGGAUGAACUUCGUCGUCCGAACGACCCGUUGCCUCCAGGGGCUGUCCUUCGCCUGUACAGCAUGCGGAUGUGUCCAUACGCUCAGCGAGCCCGUUUGGUCCUGGCUGCUAAGAAAGUGCCAUAUGAUCGUGUCAAUGUGGACUUAAACAACAAACCUGACUGGUUCUUUGACAUCAACUUCUAUGGGGAAGUUCCUGUCAUAAUACACAACGGAAAGAACAUUUUUGAGUCUCUUAUCUGUGCUGAAUACCUUGAGGAGGCUUUUCCUGAGCCAAAGUUGUACAGUUCUGAUGUUUACCAGAGGGCUUUAGAACGGAUCUAUUUCAACCAUUGGACAAAGAAGGGAAUUCCAGCAUUUUACAGUUUGCUGAAGGCAGGUCAUCUUGAUCUUGAACUUGCUGAGCGGCUUGACCAGCAUAUCGGCAAAAUGGAAGAGUUUCUGAAGACAGCCAGCACUCCAUACUUCAAUGGCACAAAACCAGGAUUUUCUGAUUACAUGAUUUGGCCCUGGUUUGAACGCAUUCCCAUGCUAGGGAAGAUAACAGAUUAUGAAAUGUCAUCAGAAAAAUUUCCACUGCUGACAGUUUGGGUCUCUCAAAUGUGGAAAGAUCCUGUAGUCCAGGAAUGCAAGAUUGAUCCUGAGCUCUUUAUUCAGCAUUACAUCCAAUACCGAACAGGUCGGCCAGACUUCACCAUUGGAGCCAGCAAGCCAAAAGGUAUCCCAGAAGCCCUUGAAAACCUUGAUGGACUUAGGGAUCCUGCCACAAGAGAUCGUCAGUCAAAGAAGUAAUGUCUAGGCCAAGAGAUGACUAGGAUAUUAGAUGGUUUAUAUUUAUAAUGUUUUUAAGUUAUAUUUAGUAAACUUCAUGUACACUGAAUUCUCAGUACUAGCUUUUAUGUGCCACACAAAAUGAUUCAGAUGCACUGGACAUUCUAAUUUCAUAUAUUAACUAAGAAUUAAAUAUUUUGAUUAUAAAAUUUUAUGCUAUCGCAUGACAUAAUGUGUUAACCUUCCUAGCACAAUAGGCCACGAUCAUGACUGUGCUGGAAAGCAGGGGAAAGUUGAUUUUCAUUUUUUUUAUUGAAAAGUUCAAGUUUUCUACUUUCCAUAAAUGUAUAGGUUUCUUGGUGUAAUGUUUAUCUCAGGGCACCAAUAAUAAAACACAAACUUCACUCACUGUCGUCUCCACAGUCAUUGUAAUGAUGUAUUUUUAUGUGAUGCUAAGACUGUUAAAUAUGAAAUACUAUUUUGUGUGAUGCAACAAGUUCAUUGUCAAUGAGCUCUGGCAUUAGAUGCAGAAAGGACCACUCUGCAGGUAAAAACCUUAAAUUUUUUGCAUGCACAGUUUUGUCUGUGCUUUGAAGCUAAUUUUUUUGAACAGAUGCUACAGUUCUAUCACAAUAAUAUUUUAAGUCUAUAAAUAGUGGAGAAAUUUAUAAAUGUGAAAGAGACCAAAGAUUAUUGGAAAAAUUGUUGUAUGUGUACCUCUGUUUUCUCCUUUAUUGAUAUAUUUUUAUAUCUUGAUCAAUGAAAAUGAAGUCAAUUAAAAUUUGUAUUUUUUGCUGGACAUGCAACCUAGUCGUUUUUUAAAAUUAAUUGUUAUUGAUUAACUCUUUGCCUUUUAAUAAUCUGAAUGCAAAAAUAUUCAUAUACAAAUUAUAUGCUAGUCAGAUCCUACCCACAAACUCUUUUCUUUUUAAAUGUAAGCUCAUUACAUCUCCUUCUUGUUGUUUUUGUAAACAGGACAAUGAAACCAUUUAACAUAUAUUCUGGCACCGUCCAUUGAGUAAAAGUUUUUGGGACCAACUAUGGAAUAUGUUAAAUAACCAGAACUAUUCAGAGGAAAUAAGGACCUGUAAAGAAAUUGUGUUAUUUGGUAUUGGUAGAACUGAGGGUUGUUGACAAACCUUUGAACUUUAUUAUUCUUCUAGUAAAAUUUUUUAUUAUUAAAUGCAGAUUCCUGAAGCGAAUACCUAUAGUGGAUAAGUUGAGGCCAUUUUUAAGUCACGAUUUAUUGUGGAGCAAUAUGGGGCAUUUACUAAUGGCUCACAUAUAUCCUUUUGGAAGCUGGCUCCCAUUUAGCCAUGUGACUACUUAAAUAACGGCACUAUCUGUGAUUGCCUGCAUCAUAUUUUAUUAGACGGUUUGCCAUAUUUGUUAGUAUGUCAUUAUGUAUGCUAUGUGGCUUUUGUGUACAUAUAUAUUUCUAAGUAUGAUUGCAUGUGUUGUUAAAAAAAAGCUCUCUCUGUUUGUGUGUUACAACAAUAGGGUUAGGGACUAACAUAGCCUAUGUUUCUAUGGUUAGCUGCUUCUUUCUGCAUAGGGUAUGAUAAGAGGUUGAUGAAAGAUUUUGUGUACAUGGCCAGGGACUUGUUUUUCCUGUGUCUUUGUUGUUUUAUGCGGUAGUAUUUUAUGUUUUGUAUAAAAAAAUUAUAUGCAAGUCUAGAUUUACUUUGUGUUUAUAAAUGAAGAUAUUAAUGAAAUGUAUUUUGGAUGUGGCAUAAGACUCGAUCUUUUUUAUUUGAAUUAAUAUAACAAAAGCCAGAUGGGUGCUAGUUUUGUUGAAAUUCAGGUUUGGUAUAUCCAUUUUUUUUCAUAUCUUGGGGCAGAGGGUACAUUAUAAUGAUCAAUAUAGAUAUCCAAUAUCAUAAUGUGACUAUAACACAUUCUGUCAAGUUCUCACUCACCAGGAAUUAUGUACAUGAUACACCUAUGAGACUAAAUACAAGGGGAAGGUUUAGUUUUUGAAAUUUUCCCUUUGGGUUCUUUGAUGUUUUUGUUAUAUAUGUCUGUUUAUCCUUGAGCAGCAUACAUAGAUCUGUCUCUCAGUUGUAUAGUGGCAGCUUGUAAGAAAGACAUCAUGGUUUUGACACUUGCCAAUCUUAGUAUAUGCAAAUAUAUGUCUAUGUAUCAUGCAUUAUUUAUAUUAAAUAUAUAAAUUUUUA
Molecule: messenger RNA, 3330 nt
Organism: Pomacea canaliculata
Lineage: Eukaryota; Metazoa; Mollusca; Gastropoda; Architaenioglossa; Ampullariidae
Product: glutathione S-transferase omega-1-like
Exons: 7
Coding region: 140-1174 (344 amino acids)
Biological process (GO): glutathione metabolic process
Cellular component (GO): cytoplasm
Molecular function (GO): glutathione dehydrogenase (ascorbate) activity; glutathione transferase activity
Source: RefSeq, a predicted model, not a curated record